This is a messenger RNA of Penicillium salamii, 1071 nucleotides long. The record is from the annotation of a GenBank genome assembly. Lineage: Eukaryota; Fungi; Ascomycota; Eurotiomycetes; Eurotiales; Aspergillaceae.
AUGUUCCCACCAUGCGAUCCCUCCAUUCUCGAGCACAACCCUCAAUUCAAACGAUUGUAUGAGAGCCUCACAACCUCCCUUCUCACCUCCGAUGCCUCGACCCGCACUCAACCCAGAAGCUCGGCCCCCGCAGUCGUGGAACAAUGCCAGACCCAGCAUGCCAAAAAGCGAGUCAAAGAGCAAUUACUCGAGGAAAUUGCCUUUGUCCCCGAUACAGCCCUAUCAGCAGACGUGAGGAACCCAGCCUCUCAGAUGAACACACUCUCUGACAUCUCCCAGCACCACGAUAACCUAGCAAUAAUAACACUGUUCCUCUCAUCGCCCCCAGGGGCCCUAACCCUGGGCCAAGACAACGACACCCUAUCUCUACUAAGCCCGGACAUCCAGACAUUCACAUCAAAUCUCCCAACUCUAGUCCAACCCCUCUCAAGCCUCCUCAGCAAAUCGAUAUACGACCUCCGCGCCCUCUCAACCCAACAACAAGCCCCAGAGCCCGAGCUCCCCAGUCACCAUGCGCGCGCACGCGCCCGCGACCGCCGCGCCCGCACCUCCAUGGCCCCCAUCCCUCUUCUAUCAGACGAGCUGAGCUCCCGCGUCCGCAACCUCCGCCAGGCCCAGCUUGUCGAAGUACCCGCCGCCCGCCGCAAGAUGGCCGUCACGGCAGCAGAGGUCAUCGCAUUGCAAACACACAUUCUUGAGCGGACGGUUGUGAUCCUCGAGAGGGCGAAGUAUGGGGCUCUUGCGCGAGCGACAAGGGCCAAAGCAGACCAUUUGGCCAUUGUUGCUCAGGGCGUGGAGGGAAAAUUGGAGGUUACGAAAUUGGAAAUUGGGGCCAUGAUAUACUCCCCCGAGACUGUCGCUGCUCUUUCAAGGUAUAAAAUGCAUUUGGUAGAGACGGCGGAACGUUUAGAAGAGCUGAGGAAGGCUGCUACUGCGGACUUGAAGGCUCUUGGGGACCCUGACCUCUGUGGUUUGGAUGGAGGGGCUCUUGACGAUAUCAAGAGCCGGUAUGGCACCUUGGCCAGGGAGGUUGAGUUGGUUAAGGCGGAAAUUGCUCAGCUACGGGAAUGA